AUGCCUUUUGGAUUGUGCAAUGCUCCAGCUACAUUCCAAAGGUGUAUGAUGUCCAUAUUCACAGAUCUCAUAGAAGAGAUUAUGGAGGUUUUCAUGGAUGAUUUCUCAGUAUAUGGUUCUUCCUUUGAAUCAUGUUUGGGAAAUCUUGGAAGAGUGCUACAGAGAUGUGAAGACAAGCACCUAGUUCUAAAUUGGGAGAAGUGCCAUUUUAUGGUUAGAGAUGGAAUAGUGCUUGGACAUAGAAUCUCAGAGAGAGGCAUAGAAGUUGACAAGGCCAAGAUUGAAAUAGCAAGGCCGCUAACACGCCUAUUAUGCAAGGAUAUUAACUUUGAGUUCACAGAGGAGUGUCACAAGGCUUUCACUAAGAUCAAGGAUGCAUUGGUCAGUGCGCCAGUGGUUCAACCUCCAAACUGGGAACUACCUUUUGAGAUAAUGUGUGAUGCAAGUGAUUAUGCAGUAGGAGCAGUGCUUGGACAAAGAAAAGACAAGAAGCUACAUGUGAUCUAUUAUGCCAGCAGAACACUUGAUGAGGCACAAUGCAAGCCAGGAACAAAGAUCUCAUCAUCAAACACACCAUGGUUUCGCCACAUAGCAAACUUCCUUGCAGCUGAAUACCCACCACCAAACUUCUUUGGCUACAGAAAGAAGAAAUUUCUGCGUGAUGUAAGAAGGUACUACUGGGAUGAACCUUACUUAUACAAGAAAUGUUCAGAUGGAAUGUUUAGAAGAUGCAUACCUGAGGAAGAGGUAGAAGGAAUAUUGUUUGCUUGUCAUAGUUCUAGCUAUGCAGGCCACUUUGCCACUUACAAGACAGUAUCCAAGGUCCUACAAGCUGGAUUUUGGUGGCCAACUAUGUUUAAGGAUGCUCAUGCAUUCAUAUCAAGAUGUGAUGCUUGCCAAAGAAUGGGAAAUAUAAGCAAGAGGAAUGAGAUGCCACAGAACUUUAUACUAGAAGUUGAAGUUUUUGAUGUUUGGGGCAUUGACUUUAUGGGACCCUUCCCAACCUCUUUUGGCGACCAAUACAUUCUAGUGGCAGUUGAUUAUGUCUCCAAAUGGGUGGAAGCCAUCGCCAGCCCUACUAAUGACGCACAAGUGGUCAUCAAGAUGUUUAAAUCCAUCAUUUUUCCAAGGUUUGGAGUGCCUAGGAUAGUCAUAAGUGAUGGAGGUUCACAUUUCAUCAACAGAAUCUUUGCCAACCUUUUGAAGAAGCAUGGAGUCACUCACAAAGUUGCCUCUCCUUACCACCCUCAAACUAGUGGACAAGUUGAGAUCUCAAACAGAGAACUCAAGAGCAUACUUCAGAAGACAACAGGCAAGACAAGAAAGGAUUGGAGUGCCAAACUAGAUGAUGCUCUAUGGGCAUACCGCACUGCCUUCAAAACACCACUUGGUACCACCCCCUUUCAUCUUGUUUAUGGUAAAGCAUGUCAUUUACCUGUGGAGCUGGAGUACAAAGCAGCUUGGGCUAUUAAGGAGUUGAACUUCAACCUAAAGACAGCAGGAGAAAGAAGAUUGAUUCAGCUAAAUGAGCUUGAUGAGAUUAGGCAUCUGGCUUAUGAGAAUUCAAAGAUCUAUAAGGAGAGAACCAAAGCUUUCCAUGACCGCAAGAUCAUCCCAAAGAACUUUGCGCCAAACGACCAAGUUCUACUAUUCAACUCAAGGUUGAAACUCUUUCCAGGAAAGCUUCGCUCAAGAUGGUCAGGACCAUUCAGGAUUAAAGAAGUUCGCCCCUAUGGAGCAGUGAAAAGGAGUUAUAACCAAAAGAGUGAAGACUGUCCAGACGGCUCUAUCGAGAAUCAGCGCCCAACCGCGCAGUCCGGCUGGCCGAGAAACUCGGCCAAAGUCACAUCCGUCCGUCUGAAGUCUCGGCCAAAGUUCCAAACCACCGGCCGAUCACGCAAUCACGACCCGGGAAACAUUGUCCCGCGGUCGGCCAAGCACCGUCACGCCAGCCGCGCACGACCAGCCGCGCGAGCCGGGAACAAGCCUCGCGGCCGCGCAACCCUCGCGUACCACGGCCGAUGCAUCCGUCCGAGCCGGGAAAGAACGUCCCACGUCCGGCCGAGAAACUCAUCGGCCAAAUCUCAAUCCGUCGACCACGCCGCCGACCGUGAAUCCGAUCCGGCCACGACCCGACUGUCCGGCCGAUCGUCCCGACCGACCGUCCCAACGCCGCGGUCGACCCGAAGCCCGUUUUGA
This is a messenger RNA of Microthlaspi erraticum, 2199 nucleotides long. NCBI's taxonomy places the organism in Eukaryota, Viridiplantae, Streptophyta, Magnoliopsida, Brassicales, Brassicaceae. The record is from the annotation of a GenBank genome assembly.